UUGCCAAUUACAGAAUCAAACACCAUGUCUUCCUUAUUCGACAUCAAGGAGCACACCAUCGAAGCCUCCUACAUACGAGAAUACGCCCGCGCAACCUCGCACUCCCAAGAUGAGAAGCUAUUGUUGCACGUAAAGCAGUACAUCCCCAAGGACAACCCAAACCCUCAAAAGGGCGACGUGACUCUCAUUGGUGGACAUGCCAAUGGCUUUCCCAAGGAACUAUAUGAGCCCCUAUGGGAAGAACUCUAUAAUGAAGCCAAGAGCCGGAACCUGCGGAUUCGUAGCAUCUGGAUAGCUGACGCAGCCUGGCAAGGCCAGAGCGGCCUUAUCAACAAAGAUGCCCUCGGCAAUGACCCAAGCUGGCUCGAUUAUGCCCGUGACAUUCUCCAGAUGAUAAACACAUUCCGCCCUCCUCCGCCAAUCAUGGCAGUAGGCCACUCCUUUGGUGCCAACGCCCUCACAAAUGUCGCCCUCCUCCAUCCCCGUCUCCUUACUUCUCUUGUGCUGCUCGACCCCGUCAUAUCACACUUUGCAUCUACACCUGUGGUAAAGGGGUUCGGUCCAGCAGCCAUCAGCACUUACCGCCGUGAAGUAUGGCCCUCUCGCGCCGAGGCCGCGGCGUCCUUCAGCCGCAGCCCCUUCUACCAGGCAUGGGAUCCUCGUGUCCUUGAACGCUGGCUGGACUAUGGUAUCAGGAAAGUCCCCGGCGAGGAGUCUGUCACAUUGACAACUACCAAGCACCAAGAAGUCUUUACCUUUCUCCGCCCUAGCUGGGAAGCAUACGACGCCCAGGGCAAGCAACUCAUCAACCCAGAUCUCACACCAGAUCUAGACCCCAGUCUCAACGAGCGGUGGCCUACGUAUCCCGUCUACCGCCCCGAGGGCCCCAACACCCUCGCCCGCCUCCCGCACGUCCGACCAAGUGUUCUCUACGUCUUUGGCGGCAACAGUGACCUCUCUCCACAAGAACUUCAGGGCGAAAAGAUGAAGCUCACGGGCUCUGGCGUUGGCGGCAGCGGCGGUGAGGCCAGAGGCCGUGUCAAGAAGGUUGUCGGUGAACAAUACGGACACCUGAUCCCUAUGGAGAACCCUCGCUUCUGUGCGAGUGCCGCGGCCGAGUGGAUCAAGGCCGAGGUUGACAGAUGGUGGGUGGAUGAGCGCAAGUAUCACGAGUGGACGCUCAAGUCAACCGAGGAGAAGACGACCAUCUCGGAUGAGUUUAAAAAGUAUGUCGGAAAGCCAGGUGGCCGCCAGACCAAGGACCAAGUAAAGGCAAAGAUAUAG
This is a messenger RNA of Fusarium falciforme, 1284 nucleotides long. RefSeq lists its product as hypothetical. NCBI's taxonomy places the organism in Eukaryota, Fungi, Ascomycota, Sordariomycetes, Hypocreales, Nectriaceae. The record is from RefSeq and is a predicted model, not a curated record. The transcript has 3 exons.